AUGGAUGAUGACAGGAAUGUGAACUCAACCACGUCCACCACUACUACAACGGAAAGUACUAACUUAAAAUCGUCUCACAUCACUACUUCAUCGGAUGAGAUUGAAGUGGAUAUAAAUCGAUACUUACGAAGUCAAUUAGAAUGUAAUCCUAAGACCAGAAUUCGAACACUUGUUAUUCAUGGUACUGCAACCAAGCCAGAUGAAUUUCCAUUUAUGGCCGCUUUAGGAUGGAACUCAAACUUCGAUGACAAACCAUGGUAUCGAUGUGGAGGUGCGGUUAUUUCACCUAAGUUUGUACUAACGGCGGCCCAUUGUGCAGACAUUGGUGGAGAAUUUCCUAGUGUGGUUCGUGUGGGUGGUUCAAAUCUGACAGAUCCCUCAGUUCGUGAUGUGAAAAUAAAACGAUUUAUCAAACAUCCUCAGUAUCAGGCUAAACAAGUGCGAAAUGAUAUAGAUUUGGUGGAGCUUGACGAAGAAGUGAAAGGCAUUCAAGCUGUAUGUAUAUGGCCCAAUGCAAACAUAAGUACAAAUAAUGUAACUGCUAUGGGUUACGGUCACAUCCAUUUCGGUGGCAUGGGUUCAUCACAAUUACUUAAGGUACAGCUACAAAUUGUUCCGCACAGUAUUUGCCAAGAAUAUUAUAUGAACAUGAAUGAUACAAAUUCACUUGAUCCUGAAGUGCAUUUAUGUGCCGGUGAUCCAGAACGUUUACGUGACACUUGUCAAGGUGAUUCCGGCGGUCCAUUGAUUAUGGAAGAAUUUAAUGAGAAUUUUAAAAAUCAAUAUAUUGUUGGUGUUACAUCAUUUGGACUGGGUUGUGCUGGCGAACCGCCAUCGAUUUAUACCCGUGUAUCGAACUAUUUAGAAUGGAUUAAAGAUACGUUAUAUCCAUUAAAUUUUGAUUAA
This is a messenger RNA of Musca vetustissima, 906 nucleotides long. RefSeq names its product serine protease snake-like. The record is from RefSeq and is a predicted model, not a curated record. Gene Ontology annotation, molecular function: serine-type endopeptidase activity. The coding region runs from base 1 to 906 and encodes 301 amino acids. The transcript has 5 exons. NCBI's taxonomy places the organism in Eukaryota, Metazoa, Arthropoda, Insecta, Diptera, Muscidae. Gene Ontology annotation, biological process: proteolysis.